AUGGACGAAAUUCUACUUACCCGAUUAUCCACGUUUGUGAACAAUAUAGAGAAACUGACCACUGACGCCAAGUUACUAUGCACGCAAAUACCGUGGGACAAAACCAAGACGGAACAGAGUGCCAUCACUUCAGCUAAAUUACAUACUGUAAUAAACCGGUUCAAUACUGAACUUUAUCAAUAUUUCAAAUUAGUUAAAGAACCAAGUGCAGAUGAUAUUUCCAAGUUAACUACCUCACAGCUCGAAGGGGAAGAAGCAUUAGCAGAAUUAAAUACCCUCAUUCAACAGUUUAACAAACAAACACCUAAUGAACAACCGAACGGACAACAUGUCAACAAGCGAAGCAAAUUACCUGAACUAACUCUCCAUAAAUUUAAAGGAACAGUACUGGACUGGUACCCCUUCUGGGACCAGUUUCAGUCCAACAUUGGUCAGCGGGAUCUAUGUGAGGUUGAUAAACUACUUUAUUUAAAAGCUUCUUUAGAAGGAGAACCUAAAAAUUUAAUAGAUGGUCUGGAGACAACCAACCUCAGUUACCAAAUUGCCGUUGAUAUACUUAAGAAUAGGUACGGAAAACCCGAACAAAUAAUAGAUAGGCAUUAUGCCACCUUAUAUAAGAUAAAGGGUGCUACCAAGUUCGAAGACUGUCGUAGAACUUUAGACGAAAUUGAAAGGCAUCUUAGAGUUUUGCAUUCUCUGGGAGAGAAUAUUGAUCAUCACCAUUUAAGGUUUAUCAUUACUGAAAAGUUUCCAGAGGAUGUGAUAUACGAGGUAAAACUUAAGAGCAAAUCUGAAUCCAUACAGGAGCUUAGAACACAGCUGGACAUUGUUAUUAACGCGAGAGAAGAAGCAAAGGGUCAUAGGGAAUUUAACACAAAGGAGGAAGUGCCAUUUAGCACCGAAGUUCUACAUACCAGAGAUGAGAGAAAAGUAAAGACAGUCAAGAAAAAUAAAUUCUCUCAUACUAAUAAAAGGUUCUUAAAACCUAAAGCUAGCAUGACCACCUUUACUAAUACCUUUGUAAACCGCAAGAGACCCUGUGAUAACAAAAGGGAAAAUAGAGAUUAUCAACCUGAACAGAAAAGGAAGAAAUUAUCUUGUAUAUUUUGUGGCGGAGGACAUUUUAAUGACCGCUGUCCCAAUUAUGAGUCUCUGGAAAAUCGCAGAAGGAAAUUAAGAAACAAUUGCUUUGUUUGUCUUGGAACGGGACAUAGAGCAAAGGAUUGUUGUAGACCGGUCAAAUGCUUCCACUGCAAGGCUAUGAGAGAUCAUAAUGCAGCUUUAUGCCCAAAGUUAUUAUCUUCAGACAAUAAAAUAAAACCUGUUAAUACCCUACAUGUACAUGGAGAAGGAACCACUGUUUUACAAACAGCUGUAAUAUCUGCCAUAGGAAGGAAUGGAAUUGUUAAGAAAUGUCGCUUAUUGAUGGACAGUGGUUCCCAAAGAAGUUACGUGACACAAAGGAUAGAAAAGGAGUUAAAUUUGAGCACAGAGGAAGAAAAUCACCUAUUUGUUUUCACAUUUGGAACUGAACAACCAAAGAAAUUAAAAGUAAUCUUGUUAGAAUUUGUUUGA
Leguminivora glycinivorella is the source of this 1575-nucleotide messenger RNA. RefSeq lists its product as uncharacterized. Gene Ontology annotation, molecular function: zinc ion binding; nucleic acid binding. The coding region runs from base 1 to 1575 and encodes 524 amino acids. The record is from RefSeq and is a predicted model, not a curated record. NCBI's taxonomy places the organism in Eukaryota, Metazoa, Arthropoda, Insecta, Lepidoptera, Tortricidae. The transcript has a single exon.